AUGGAGGACAGUAACAGUAGUAGUAGUCAUAAUGAGAAGCCGAGCCGCCGUCAUCCUCUUUCACAAGUGGUUUCUGAUUGUGUGAGGCGGUGGUUCCAAGACACCCUCAAGGAGGCCAAAGCUGGGGACUUGAAUAUGCAGGUGUUGGUGGGUCAGAUGUAUUAUAGUGGCUAUGGUAUUCACCGGGAUGCCCAGAAGGGAAGAUUAUGGAUGACGAGAGCAUCUAGAGUUCGAUCUUCAGUUUGGAAAGUUAGCAAUAAACGGCCAGGUUACAAUGCAAGUGAUUCUGAUUCAGAUGAAUUUAAGGAUGAUUCUUGAUUAGAGCAAGUUUGCAGUUCUUUCCAAUACAAUUUGACAGUAAGUUGAAGUGAUUAGUGUUUGUUUUCCUUGGCUUACUGUCCAUUGAUUUCCGUUUCUGAACCUGCAUUGCAAAAUGAAUUCUGAAGCUAUUUUUUCUACUUUGACACAAUAUAUUUAGCUCCAAGGACCAUGCUUAUAGUUCAAAUUUAUUAGCAGUCAAAUGACAAUGAGCCUAUUGUUGAUGCACUUUUCUAAGAUGGAUAAGUCACUAGAUCAGAAAAAAAAGUCUCGGACAUUUGCAAUUGUGUGAAAUUAAGAGAUAACCCUAUUGAGGACCAGAUGAGGGGUGUAGUAGCUUAGUUAUGCAAAAAGAGUAGUUAACUACUCAAGUGAAGAGUGGGGUUGGAGAGAAAACGUGAGAUCCGGUCAAUGUUGUUGGUUGAUUGCUGGCAUCCAAUUAAAUAGAUGACAUGACCUUAUGUAUAGUAUGUUGGUGAGAAAGAACCAUCAGACAGGAUUACAAUAUCAUUGGAUUGGAGUUUAGUUGAGGUUGCUCUUUAUGUGUAUCAUUAAGCAUUGAAAAGAACUACAAGUACGUUAAAUCAGUUCCUAGUUGGUGUAUUGCCACAUUGUAAUUUCACUUGGAUGGCCACUUACAAUUGGAUUGUACCUACUUACCCUGCUUCUUAAAUAAUUGAGCACCUCAGGAUAAUGUAAUCUGAUUUCCCUCUUUAUGUUUUGCAGGGUCAUUACAUUUGUGACUGUGUUCUGAUCAUGGAUGUACCUAUCUUUCCCUCC
Messenger RNA from Ilex paraguariensis (yerba mate), 1098 nucleotides. NCBI's taxonomy places the organism in Eukaryota, Viridiplantae, Streptophyta, Magnoliopsida, Aquifoliales, Aquifoliaceae. The record is from the annotation of a GenBank genome assembly.